Venturia canescens is the source of this 1924-nucleotide messenger RNA. Its product is annotated as heat shock protein beta-1. The record is from RefSeq and is a predicted model, not a curated record. Gene Ontology annotation, biological process: response to heat; protein refolding. The transcript is spliced from 4 exons. Lineage: Eukaryota; Metazoa; Arthropoda; Insecta; Hymenoptera; Ichneumonidae. Bases 276 to 968 code for a protein of 230 amino acids. Gene Ontology annotation, cellular component: nucleus; cytoplasm.
UGACGGCGUGCGCUGCUUCAUUGCUCCGCCAGAGUUUAGAGAGUACACAAGUCGUUCGAGAUUUAUAAUUCAAAUAAAAACUAACCAUCGAAUUAUCACAUAAAACUUUGUCUCAUUUUUUCAAAUUCCUUGACGCCUGAAAAUCCAAGCCUUUUCGUAUUUUUUUCACCGUAGAAUCAGUGAGUGUCUGUGUUGAAGUGCGAAAAAUCGACGGUUGAAAGACCGACCGGAAGAUAAACAGAGCGUACAGCAAAACGAAUAAAUAAACAAAUAAAAUGGCUGACAAUGGUAUCAAGCGUAACAUUCCCAUCAAACUCGGUGACUUCAGCGUCAUCGACACCGAAUUCUCAAACAUACGGGAACGUUUCGACGCCGAGAUGAGGAAGAUGGAGGACGAGAUGUCGAAAUUCCGCAGUGAACUCAUGAACCGGGAAAGCAACAACUUCUUCAAGAGCACCACGAGCCGACAUCACACGAGCAGCAGCGAGCAUCGAACCACAACCUCGAAGACGGAAGGUUGGGAUAAGGUCGAUCCGGUUUCCUCGGCUCAGCCAAAGCGCUCCAUGUUCGACAAUUUCACCAGCUCAACGACCCAACAGAGUACCCAGAACAGUUCUCUCAGCCCCCAACACGACUCUCGCACCUGGCUGGACGGACUCAACAGCCCCCUCAUCCAGGAUGAAGGCGACAACAAAAUGCUUAAACUCAGAUUCGACGUCUCACAAUACACGCCCGAGGAAAUCGUCGUCAAGACCGUUGACAACAAACUUUUGGUCCACGCGAAACACGAGGAAAAAACCGAGAGCAAGUCCGUCUACAGGGAGUACAACAGAGAAUUCUUGCUGCCGAAGGGUACGAAUCCGGAAAGCAUCAAAUCCUCGCUCAGCAAGGACGGCGUCCUGACAGUCGAAGCUCCACUUCCGGCCAUUGGAUACGGCGAGAAACUCAUCCCAAUUUCCCACAACUAAAUUAUACAAAUUUAACUACAUAUAUAUGAAAUAUAUAGAUAUAUUAUUGUAUACCACACGCACUAUUACAAAGUACAGAUGUAUUUUGUAUCCGAAAGCUUAUUUGGCCUUUUUAUCCAAUUGGUUCUGCGUUACAAGGGUCUUGUCUUUUUUUGUCAAAAUCAUUUAGACCUGAAAAUAUGAAGUUUUCUUUUUCACUUACGUCUCGUUCAUUUCUUCGCUGUUUUUCUCCUCCUUAAUCGCUUUGUUUGUGGAAGUACAACGCACACGGUGCAUUCAUUAAAAUCCAUCGUUGUCCGGCGAUCCUGAAAAUCCUCACAUUUUUGUACACUGGAAAACAAGUUUUUUGAUGUUGCACGCGACGGAACCGAAGGUCGUUCUAAUCGAAAAAUACAUAAAUUCAGUUCUGGCUAUGCCUAAAUAAACUGUGGAGCGUUGAAAACCCUCCAAUAUGCUAUUGUCGUGCCUCAAUAAUUAGCCUCUUCGAGCCGAGUUUCUGAGCCUUCAGCCAAUUUACAAUAGUUUUAUGCGCGCUUCAAAAGCUCCUGUGAUCGACGAAUAUUCGACGGUGUUUUGGGCGAAAGAAUUUUGAAAUUCAUCGAUGAAACGUCGUGAAUGAAAAUUAUUUCAUCCUGAAAGGACUUUGAAAAUUUGACCAAGAAUUGUAUAUUGAAUAAACCGAUACCUGCGACAAAGAGGAAUUAACUGGAUUGACAGUGAAAUGAUUUGAGAGAAAAUAAUUUCGAAAUACGGUACAAAUACAAAAUGAAAAUUUUCAUUCACACAUGUGGUAGUUUAUAUGUACGUCAAAAGACUAAAAAAAACAUGCCUAGCCUAUUCGUAAGCAUUGCUAUAUUAUUUAUGAAUAUUUUAAUACUUUCAAAAGUUCAUAAUGUUUAAAGGUGAAUUAAGAACAAUGUUGAGAAGAACUGAAUAAAGGCAAAUUUGAAAAUGUA